UUUUCUUCCUUCCAACUCAGUAUCCCUCUACUGACUGGCAGAGACAGGAGUGGUAGAUGUCCACGCCCACAGACCCUGGCGCGAUGCCCCACCCAGGGCCUUCGCCGGGGCCCGGACCCUCGCCUGGACCCAUUCUUGGACCUAGUCCAGGACCCGGGCCAUCCCCGGGUUCUGUGCACAGUAUGAUGGGGCCGAGCCCUGGACCUCCCAGUGUCUCACACCCUAUGCCGACAAUGGGAUCUGCCGACUUCCCGCAGGAAGGCGUGCACCAAAUGCACAAGCCCAUCGAUGGUCUGCAUGACAAGGGGAUUGUGGAAGAUAUCCAUUGUGGAUCCAUGAAGGGCUCCAGUAUGCGGCCACCUCACCCAGGAAUGGGUCCUCCCCAGAGUCCGAUGGAUCAGCACAGCCAAGGUUACAUGUCGCCACACCCGUCUCCGCUGGGAGCCCCCGAGCACGUCUCCAGCCCUCUGUCGGGGGGCGGCCCGACCCCACCCCAGAUGCCGCCGAGCCAGCCGGGGCCCCUCAUCUCGGGCGAUCCGCAAGCGAUGAGCCAGCCCAGCAGAGGUCCCUCGCCUUUCAGCCCGGUCCAGCUGCAUCAGCUGCGAGCGCAGAUUUUAGCUUACAAAAUGCUGGCCCGGGGCCAGCCCCUCCCCGAAACACUGCAGCUUGCAGUCCAGGGGAAAAGGACGUUGCCCGGCAUGCAGCAGGCCUCGCAGCCCCAGCCACAGACACAGCAGCCGCAGCAGCAGGCCCUUGUUAACUACAACAGACCAUCUGGCCCGGGGCCAGAGCUGAGCGGCCCGAGCACCCCGCAGAAGCUGCCGGUGCCCGCGCCCAGCGGCCGGCCCUCGCCUGCGCCCCCCGCCGCCGCCGCGCAGCCACCCGCGGCCGCCGUGCCCGGGCCCUCCGUGGCGCAGCCAGCCCCGGGGCAGCCCUCGCCCAUCCUGCAGCUGCAGCAGAAGCAGAGCCGCAUCAGCCCCAUCCAGAAACCACAAGGCCUGGACCCGGUGGAGAUCCUGCAGGAGCGCGAGUACAGGCUCCAGGCUCGCAUAGCUCAUAGGAUACAAGAACUGGAAAAUCUGCCUGGCUCUUUGCCACCAGAUUUACGAACCAAAGCAACCGUGGAACUGAAAGCGCUUCGGUUACUCAAUUUCCAGCGUCAGCUGAGACAGGAGGUGGUGGCCUGCAUGCGACGGGAUACCACGCUGGAGACAGCCCUCAACUCCAAAGCCUACAAACGGAGUAAGCGCCAGACGCUGCGGGAGGCCCGCAUGACAGAGAAACUGGAGAAGCAACAGAAGAUCGAGCAGGAGAGGAAGCGUCGGCAGAAGCACCAGGAAUACCUGAACAGCAUUUUGCAGCAUGCAAAAGAUUUUAAGGAGUACCAUCGGUCUGUGGCCGGGAAGAUCCAGAAGCUAUCCAAAGCAGUGGCAACUUGGCAUGCCAACACUGAAAGAGAGCAGAAAAAAGAGACGGAGCGGAUUGAAAAGGAAAGAAUGCGGAGACUGAUGGCUGAAGAUGAAGAAGGCUAUAGAAAACUGAUCGAUCAAAAGAAAGAUAGGCGUUUAGCGUACCUUCUGCAGCAGACCGAUGAGUAUGUGGCCAACCUGACCAACCUGGUGUGGGAGCACAAGCAAGCCCAAGCGGCCAAGGAGAAGAAGAAGAGGAGAAGGAGGAAGAAGAAGGCUGAAGAGAUUGCCGAGGGAGGAGAGUCUGCCCUGGGACCAGAUGGAGAGCCCAUAGAUGAAAGCAGUCAGAUGAGUGACCUGCCCGUCAAAGUGACUCACACAGAAACUGGCAAGGUCCUCUUUGGACCAGAAGCACCCAAAGCAAGUCAGCUGGACGCCUGGUUGGAAAUGAAUCCCGGUUACGAAGUUGCCCCCCGAUCUGACAGUGAAGAGAGCGAUUCUGAUUAUGAGGAGGAGGAUGAAGAAGAAGAGUCCAGUCGGCAGGACAUGGAAGAGAAAAUACUUCUGGAUCCAAACAGCGAAGAGGUUUCUGAAAAGGACGCCAAGCAGAUCAUUGAGACCGCCAAGCAGGAUGUGGACGAUGAGUACAGCAUGCAGUGCAGUGCCAGGGGCUCCCAGUCCUACUACACGGUGGCCCAUGCCAUCUCUGAGCGGGUGGAGAAGCAGUCGGCCCUCCUCAUUAACGGGACCCUGAAGCAUUACCAGCUCCAGGGCCUGGAAUGGAUGGUUUCCCUGUAUAAUAACAAUUUGAACGGGAUCUUAGCAGAUGAAAUGGGGCUAGGGAAGACCAUACAGACCAUUGCACUCAUCACUUAUCUGAUGGAGCACAAAAGACUCAAUGGCCCCUAUCUCAUCAUUGUUCCCCUUUCGACUCUGUCUAACUGGACAUAUGAAUUUGACAAAUGGGCUCCUUCUGUGGUGAAAAUUUCUUACAAGGGUACGCCUGCCAUGCGUCGCUCCCUUGUCCCCCAGCUGCGGAGUGGUAAAUUCAAUGUCCUCCUGACUACUUAUGAGUACAUUAUCAAAGACAAGCACAUUCUUGCAAAGAUUCGGUGGAAAUACAUGAUCGUGGAUGAAGGCCACCGAAUGAAGAAUCACCACUGCAAGCUGACUCAGGUCUUGAACACUCACUAUGUGGCCCCCAGAAGGAUCCUCUUGACUGGGACCCCACUGCAGAAUAAGCUCCCAGAACUCUGGGCCCUCCUUAACUUCCUCCUCCCCACCAUUUUCAAGAGCUGCAGCACAUUUGAACAGUGGUUUAACGCUCCAUUUGCCAUGACUGGAGAAAGGGUGGACUUAAAUGAAGAAGAAACCAUAUUGAUCAUCAGGCGUCUACAUAAGGUGUUGAGACCAUUUUUACUGAGGAGACUGAAGAAAGAAGUUGAGUCCCAGCUGCCAGAAAAAGUUGAAUAUGUGAUCAAGUGUGAUAUGUCCGCGCUGCAGAAAAUUCUCUAUCGCCACAUGCAAGCCAAAGGGAUCCUCCUCACCGAUGGCUCGGAAAAAGAUAAGAAGGGAAAGGGAGGUGCUAAGACUCUCAUGAACACUAUCAUGCAGUUGAGAAAAAUCUGCAACCACCCCUAUAUGUUUCAGCACAUUGAGGAAUCCUUUGCUGAACACCUGGGCUAUUCAAAUGGGGUCAUCAAUGGGGCUGAGCUGUAUCGUGCCUCAGGAAAGUUUGAGCUGCUUGAUCGUAUUCUGCCAAAACUGAGAGCAACUAAUCACCGCGUGCUGCUUUUCUGCCAGAUGACGUCCCUCAUGACCAUCAUGGAGGAUUACUUUGCGUUUCGGAAUUUCCUGUACCUUCGCCUUGAUGGCACCACCAAGUCUGAGGACCGGGCUGCUCUGCUGAAGAAAUUCAACGAGCCCGGGUCCCAGUAUUUCAUCUUCUUGCUGAGCACCAGGGCUGGUGGCCUGGGUUUGAACCUUCAGGCAGCUGAUACCGUGGUCAUCUUUGACAGCGACUGGAACCCUCACCAGGAUCUGCAAGCACAGGACCGAGCUCACCGCAUCGGCCAGCAGAACGAGGUCCGGGUGCUGAGACUGUGCACUGUAAACAGCGUGGAGGAAAAGAUUCUCGCCGCUGCAAAGUACAAGCUGAACGUAGAUCAGAAAGUGAUCCAGGCGGGCAUGUUUGAUCAGAAGUCUUCGAGCCACGAGCGGAGGGCAUUCCUGCAGGCCAUCCUGGAGCACGAAGAGGAAAAUGAGGAAGAAGAUGAAGUGCCGGACGACGAGACUCUGAACCAAAUGAUUGCUCGACGAGAAGAAGAAUUUGAUCUCUUCAUGCGUAUGGACAUGGACCGGCGGAGGGAGGAUGCCCGGAACCCGAAGCGUAAGCCCCGCUUAAUGGAGGAAGAUGAGCUGCCCUCCUGGAUUAUUAAGGAUGACGCCGAAGUAGAACGGCUCACGUGUGAAGAAGAGGAGGAGAAGAUAUUUGGCAGGGGGUCUCGCCAGCGCCGGGAUGUGGACUACAGUGAUGCCCUCACGGAGAAGCAGUGGCUGAGGGUAGCUGAGGAUGGGAAUCUGGAAACAGAAGAUGAGGUUAGGGUAAAGAAAAAACAACAAAAACGAAACAAAACAAAAAAACCCUCAAAGUGUAACGUGGAGAAGGUGCCCGGUAAUUCUCAGUUGGAAAUAGAAGGAAACAGUUCAGGGCGGCAGCUCAGUGAAGUCUUCAUUCAGUUACCUUCAAGGAAAGAAUUGCCAGAAUAUUAUGAAUUAAUUAGGAAGCCGGUGGAUUUCAAAAAAAUAAAGGAAAGAAUUCGUAAUCACAAGUACCGGAGCCUGGGUGACCUGGAGAAGGAUGUCAUGCUUCUCUGUCACAAUGCUCAGACGUUCAACUUGGAGGGAUCCCAGAUCUACGAAGACUCCAUCGUCUUACAGUCCGUGUUUAAGAGUGCUCGGCAGAAAAUCGCCAAGGAGGAGGAGAGCGAGGACGACAGCAAUGAGGAGGAGGAGGAGGAGGAGGAGGAGGAGUCCGAAUCGGAGGCAAAAUCUGUUAAGGUGAAAAUCAAGCUCAAUAAAAAAGACGAGAAAGGCCGGGACAAAGGCAAAGGCAAGAAAAGGCCGAAUCGGGGAAAAGCCAAGCCUGUAGUGAGUGACUUCGACAGCGAUGAGGAGCAGGAUGAAAAUGAACAGUCAGAAGCAAGUGGGACUGACGAUGAGUGAUCAGUAUGGACCCUCCUCCUCCCUCGGUAGAACUGAACUCCUUCCUCCCCUCUCUUUCUACCCAGUGAGUCCAUUUGUCCUGUGGGCCCUGGGUGGUUUCUGUAUCAUCAUCAUCUAUAAACUAGCUUUAGGAUAGUGCCAGACAAACAUAUGAUAUCAUGGUGUAAAAACACACAACACACACAUACACACACACAAAAACAUAUUUGUAACAUAUUGUGACCAAAUGGGCCUCAAAGAUUCAAAGAUUAAAACAAAUGACAAAGCUUUUGAUGGAAAAUAUGUGGGUGGAUAGUAUAUUUCUAUGGGUGGGUCUAAUUUGGUAACGGUUUGAUUGUGCCUGGUUUUACCACCUGUUCAGAUGAGAAGAUUUUUUUUGUCUUUUUGUAGCACUGAUAACCAGGAGAAGCCAUUAAAAGCCACUGGUUAUUUUAUUUUUCAUCAGGCAAUUUUCAAGGUUUUAAUUUGUUCGGUUUUUUUUUUUUUACACUGUGGUACAUAUAAGCAACUUUAAUAGGUGAUAAAUGUACAGUAGUUAGAUUUCACCUGCAUAGACAUUUUUCCAUUUUAUGCUCUAUGAUCUGAAAAAAUGCUUUUUGAACUGUAUAAGAUUUAUGUCUACUGUAAACAUUGCUUAAUUUUUUUUUGCUCUUGAUUUAAAAAAAAGUUUUGUUGAAAAUGCUAUUGAAUAUUGCAAUCUAUAUAGUGUAUUGGAUGGCUUCUUUUGUCCACCUGAUCUCCUAUGUUACCGAUGUGUAUCGUCUCCUCCCUAAAGUGUACUUAAUCUUUGCUUUCUUUGCACAAUGUCUUUGGUUGCAAGUCAUAAGCCUGAGGCAAAUAAAAUUCCAGUAAUUUCCAAGAAUGUGGUGUUGGUGCUUUCCUAAUAAAGAGAUAAUUUAGCUCAACA
Molecule: messenger RNA, 5541 nt
Organism: Odobenus rosmarus divergens (Pacific walrus)
Lineage: Eukaryota; Metazoa; Chordata; Mammalia; Carnivora; Odobenidae
Gene: SMARCA2
Product: SWI/SNF related, matrix associated, actin dependent regulator of chromatin, subfamily a, member 2
Exons: 35
Coding region: 57-4634 (1525 amino acids)
Biological process (GO): positive regulation of transcription by RNA polymerase II
Cellular component (GO): nucleus
Molecular function (GO): ATP-dependent chromatin remodeler activity; DNA binding; histone binding
Source: RefSeq, a predicted model, not a curated record